This is a messenger RNA of Carassius auratus (goldfish), 2830 nucleotides long. RefSeq names its product eukaryotic translation initiation factor 4 gamma 1-like. Gene Ontology annotation, cellular component: eukaryotic translation initiation factor 4F complex. The record is from RefSeq and is a predicted model, not a curated record. Gene Ontology annotation, molecular function: mRNA binding; translation initiation factor activity; protein binding. NCBI's taxonomy places the organism in Eukaryota, Metazoa, Chordata, Actinopteri, Cypriniformes, Cyprinidae.
AAUAACUGGGUCCCUCGGAGAGGAGAUCUGGGGCCCAAGACCAUCGAGCAGAUCCACAAGGAGGCGGAGCUAGAGGAGCACCGAGAGCAGCCGGGGAGGAGGAGGAGGAGGAGGAGGAGGGGGAGGGGGGAUGGGGCCCUGGGGAGGCCCCCACACACCCGGUCCCCGAGGCAACCAGGCCCUGAUGACGGCUGGAACACGGUUCCCAUCUCCACCAAGAACCGACCCAUCGACCCGACGCGCCUCAGCAAGAUCACCAAGCCGGCCGCUCUGGACUUCAGUAAUCAGCUUCUUGCCCCCGGAGGUAAAGGCUCGUGGGGCAGUUGGGGCAAAGGCAGCAGCGGAGGCUCCGGAGCCAAAUCCAGCGACAGCACCCAGGACUCUGGUCGUACCAGCACUUUAAACCGCUUUUCAGCACUUCAGCAGCCUGCCUCCUCUUCAUCAUCAUCAUCAUCAUCAUCCUCCAACAUCAACUCUGACCGGAGGCUUCCUCACAGGAGCAGUUCCAGUCGGGAGCGUAGCGAUCGUUUCGACCGGGUCGCUGACCGCUACGAUCGGCGUGAUGACCGCGGAUCUGACCGGAUGGACCGGAAACGUCCCGCGGUCGGCCAGCGCAGCUUCAGCCGUGAGAAGGAGGAGAGGAACCGCGAGCGAGAGCAUCGUCCCGCUGAGAUGCUGCAGCGUGUUUCCAGCGAGAGAGAGCGAGAACGCGUGAAGAGAGAAUCUGUUCCCAAUCCUCCACCUGUUUCCUCCAAACCUGCGCUGACGGAGGAGGAGAUGGAGAAGAAGUCCACUGUCAUCAUCGAGGAGUAUCUGCACAUCAAUGACAUGAAGGAGGCGCUGCAGUGCAUCGGUGAGCUGAGCUGCUCGUCUCUGUCUGUGUUCGUUCGGACGGGAGUCGAGUCGACUCUGGAGCGCAGCACCAUCGCUAGAGAACACAUGGGUUUACUGUUUCACCAGCUCCUCAAAACACACACACUGUCCACACAACAGUACUACAAAGGGCUGCUGGAGGUGCUGGAGCUGGCGGAGGACAUGGAGAUCGAUAUUCCUCACGUCUGGCUCUAUCUGGCUGAGCUCAUCACUCCCAUGAUGCACGAGGGAGGGAUUCCCAUGGGGCCGCUCUUCAGGGAGCUGUCUAAACCACUGCUGCCUCUUGGGAAGGCUGGAGUUCUGCUGGUGGAGAUCCUCAAGCUGCUCUGUAAAGCCAUGAGUCAGAAGAAGGUGGGAGCGAUGUGGAGAGACGCGGCGCUGAGAUGGAAAGACUUCCUUCCUGAAGACCAGGAUGCUAAUAAAUUUGUCACUGAAGAGGGAGUGGAGUUCACUCUGGGUGAGGAGUGUGUGAGGAAGAGCAGUAAAGUGACUCUGAGUCCAGAAGAUAUUUCUAGAGAGCUUGAGCGACUCCUGCAGGAGAAAGCAGAAAACCAGAGGAUCUUUGACUGGGUGGAGGCCAAUCUGGACGAGCAGCAAACAUCAUCGCACACGUUUAUCCGGCCGCUGAUGACCGCUGUCUGUCAGUCUGCCAUCAUCUGUGUGAAUCCAUAUAAAGUAGAGACUAAAGAAAUGACCCAGAGGGCCGAGCUGCUGCAGCGCUACAUUAAAGACGAGCAGAAGGAGCUGCAGGCGCUCUACGCCUUACAGAGUCUGAUGGUGCAGAUGGAGCAGCCACCGAAUCUUCUGCGCAUGUUCUUCGAUGUCUUAUACGAUGAGGAAGUCAUCAAAGAGGAUGGCUUUUAUCGCUGGGAGUCCAGCAAAGAUCCCGCCGAGCAGCAAGGGAAGGGCGUGGCCCUCAAAUCUGUCCCUGCCUUCUUCACCUGGCUGCGCGAGGCCGAGGACGAAUCAGACAACAGCUAGAGCUUAGGCCACACCCACUGCAGAGAUGAUUGAUGUGAUAAAGGGGCAAGGAAAAACUAUUUUUGGAGAGAAAAGAAAGAAUGAAUUAAAGAUUUGGGAGAUUUUCAACGUACUUCUACUUUUUGUUUUGCCUUACUGUUUGCAAAUGUUUUUUUUUUACUGUUAAACCGAAACUCAAUAAAGUAUUAGAGGAAGACAAGUCGUUUAUAUAUAUAUCUGCUCAGUUUAUAGAUUUUUGGCCGUUAGCAUUGCUACUUCCUGUUUCCUGCUCCCGCCCCCAUGGAGAGGGACGUCGAUGACAUCAUCACUCAUUUAUGAUGUCACUUCCUGCUGACGGAAUGCUGCUCAGAGUUCUAUUUUUCCUUCCGAUUCCGAAUAUAUUCUUAUAUAUUCAUCGGCGCUGAUGUGGUUUUGCGUGGAGCGGCUGAUCGUGUGUGUGUUGCUAUAAUGAAGACGAUUGGAUUGUUUUUUUGUUUCUUUUAUUUUUUAUUUUUUUUUCGAUUUUGGAUUUUUUUUAGUUCUAGUGGAGUGUUCCGAGAUAAUUUUUUUCUACAUUUUUUAUGACAGAAAAACAAAAAAAAAUGCACAUCGCCCCUUUCAGAGCUGCAGUAUUCUGGUGUUUGGUUGCAGCUCUGAACGACGCGAGUACGAUGAACUAGAGACGGUAAACUUUGACCUUUUUGCUGCUGCUGCUGCUGCUGCUGCUGAGACGCUUCUGUCGGCCCGAGCUGAUGUACGGUUCACAUCAACACUUCAUGGAGAAAUAUAAAGGUUUGAGAAAUAAGGAUGGUGUUGAGGAGCGCUUGUGGAUGUGCUCUUUUGCACCUGUUGUGAACUUUACAAAACCAAUCAUUAUAACAACUUGAAAAAAUAUAAGUGUUUAAAUGACAAAAAAAAAAAGCUGGAUGAUGAGAGAGUACGAAUACUACAUGCCUUUCAGCUCCCUCGAGAGCGACCUGUAAAUACAUGUUUUUUU